Molecule: messenger RNA, 381 nt
Organism: Peronospora matthiolae
Lineage: Eukaryota; Oomycota; Peronosporomycetes; Peronosporales; Peronosporaceae
Source: the annotation of a GenBank genome assembly
AUGGAGGUGGAGGAGGAGGGAAGACGCUCUCCGCACGAUCGUGGGGAUCCGUGUGUUCCCGAGAGCUUCUUUGAUCGCGUAACGCAAGAAUUACGCGGCGAUCUCGAACAUGAGCGGAAUAGGCGUCUCCAAAUGGCGGACACUGCCUCGAAGCAUCGAGCUGAGUUUGCCUUUGCUCAGCUUGAGAACGAGAGAUCUCUGACAUCUCUUCGUGAGGAGCUAAGGGUAGCUCGUGGGAUUGUUGAUCGGUCUCGGGAUGAGAUAACUGCUCCUCAGACCCUUGUUGAUGCCCACCAUCGGGAGCACAAGGCUCUCUGCGAGAUGCUUGUGCGCAAGGGCGUUCUUCAUCGGAAGAAGCAGCGUACUGAUGGUACGGCUUAA